Molecule: messenger RNA, 3347 nt
Organism: Galleria mellonella (greater wax moth)
Lineage: Eukaryota; Metazoa; Arthropoda; Insecta; Lepidoptera; Pyralidae
Exons: 17
Coding region: 1-3216 (1071 amino acids)
Biological process (GO): glycolytic process
Cellular component (GO): cytoplasm
Molecular function (GO): potassium ion binding; magnesium ion binding; pyruvate kinase activity
Source: RefSeq, a predicted model, not a curated record
AUGACUGUAAUGCAUCGGCAGAACACAUUGUUUUUGGGUCACGAGAAUGUGAUCCUUAAAGAGAAAAAGGAGAAGCCAUACAGACUUACUCCAUUUAUUAUUACAUUUUGCGAAGAUACUCUGACUUCAAUCGACAUCCAAAACUUCAUAGAAAUGGGUCUCCGAAUAAUAAGAUUCAAAAUGACGCAUGUAACAAGAAAUGACAAACUAAAAUUAAUAACUAUGUUAAACAAUGCUGUGAAAUUGUGUUGCGAAAAAUAUGAAGUCUCCAAUUGGCCAAUAGCCAUUUCUAUCGAUAUACCUAAUGCUUGUAUCAGAACUGGAUUUCUGAAAGAUGAAAUAAAAGAACCACAAAUAUACCUCAGUGAACAGUCAAUAGUAGAAUUGACAAGUGAAGUCCAAUAUUGGAACCAAUGUGACGAGCAUCGAGUAUUUAUAGACGAUCCAUACACUCUGAAGUUAGUCAAACCAGGCACAGAAGUGUCACUAUGUUUUGGAGAAAUCGUUAUGUUUUGUACCGAAGUAAUUUCGCCGAAGACUGUGAUGUGUAAAGUCGAAAGAGGAGGGUACUUGGGAAACGUCAGAUUCGUUUGUGUCCGUGGUGUUAUACACAAAAGACCUCCGCUGACAAAGAAGGACGUUGAACUUCUGCAGUUUGCAAAGGAAUUUGAAGCGGACAUAGUGACCAUACAUUCAAUUCGUUACCCAGAUACGAUAAAGAAGAUACGCAACUAUUUUAACGGCACUCGUGUUCCUUUAAUAAUAAGCACAAUUUGUGAACAAGAAGGUUUGAAUAAUAUCGAUGCUAUAAUUGAGAAUUCAGACGGCGUCAUUUUAGCAAGGGAAUUCCUCGCACAUGAAAUAGUCGACAAACACAAAAUGACUGCUAUACAAUUAAUUGUUAAUGCUAAAUGUAGAAAGGGAGGGAAACCUUUAUAUAUAUCUGGGAAUAUUCUGGAAGAAACUCUACAAAAUGGUUUACUGGCCAAUACUGAUAUAGCUGAUAUUACAAAUAUAGUUUUACAAGGGUGCGGAUUCGUUCUCCGUGCAUAUACCGACGCCAGUUAUGUAUUAACAGCAAUGAGAAUAUUGGACUCUAUAUGUAAAUCCGUAGAGUCUAUUUCACCGAAAGACGACUUCUGGAGAAUGUCCAUGGAGUUUAAAACACCCGUGAACGCAGCUGAAGCCUGCAUACUCUCAUGCGCUCUGCUCGUCAAACAGUCUGAAAGUCAGGUCGUGAUUCUGCCUACUGUAACUGGAAGAACUGCCAUACAACUCGCCCAUAUAGCUCCUGAAGCUAUAAUAUUAACGUUAAGUUCUAAUCCUAUCGUUGCUAGGAAACUGCAACUUUAUAGAGGAAUCAUUCCUAUAAUAUAUUCUAAAAAACCUUUAAAAAACUGGCAGGAUGAGAUGAUGGCACGUAUUGAAUUCGCGGUUGCUUACGGCAUCAAACGUGACAUUCUCAAAUACGGGAAUAUGUACGUAGCUCUCCGAAAGUCCACGCCUACCAGUUCCUUCUGUGACAAUGUUAGCUGCUGGAAGGUUGUUUCUGAAGAAACAAAGAAACAUAGUUCAUUACAGAAUAUGGUGUGGCCUACUGAAUUUGAUAAAAAAUUAAAUGAAUAUGAUGCAAUGGAGUUACCAGGACAACAGCUUCCCGCAGCAAAUGCGUACACACCGUUGGACCAUGUACUGAAUUUGGACAUUAAAUCUCCACCUGGAUGUCAAAGACUAACUGGCAUUUUUGCUACAAUGGGAAAAUCAACAAACGAUGUAGAAACUAUGGAGAAAAUGAUCGCAUCUGGCAUGAAUGUUGCUGUGCUGAACUUAUGUUACGGCUCGAGGGAAGAACAUGUCGAGACAAUAAAGAUGCUUAGACAAGCAGCAAAGAAUUACAGUGCUAAGAUGGGAAGGAAUUAUCCUCUAGCCAUUGCUACUAGAUUAGCCGGUAGGAAAAUACGAACUGGCCGUAUAGCAGAAAGUUACGGUGAGACCGUAGAGUUAAAAACAGGUGAAGUGGUUAGAAUAACUACAGACGAAACCUAUCGAGAGAGAUGUUCUACCUACACUGUAUAUGUAGACUUUAUAUAUUUUGCUGACCAAAUAUCCAAAGGAGAUUAUAUUUUACUAGAUAAUGAAACGAUUAUGUUAAAAGUCGAAAUGAUUUCAACUUCGACUUUAACAUGUAAAAUUGAAAGAGGCGGGUUUUUAGGAUCGUACAAAGAUGUGUUUGUUCCUAAUGUAGUAUUUAAUAUGCCUAAUUACUCUGACAGAGAUAAGUUAGACAUUGAAAUGGCAGUACGUCAUCAGAUCGAUAUAAUCAUAGCCUCCUUUGUCCAUUCGCCUGUAGCAAUAACAGAACUCCGAAGUUUAUUAGGUGAAAAAGGGAAAAAAAUUGCAAUAAUUGCUAAUAUUCAAACUAUUGAAGGUUUCCGUAACUUUGAUGAUAUACUUGCUGUUACAAAUGGCAUAAUGAUAACUAGACAAGAACUUGGCUCUGACAUCACGCCAAAAAAAUUAGUGAUAGCUCAGAAAAACAUGAUAGCUCGAGCAAAUAUAUGCAAUGUACCAGUAAGCGUAAGUGCUCACCUACUGAGUAGUAUGAGAUAUAAGAAAAUCCCACUUAGAGCUGAACUAUUGGAUAUAGCCAAUUGUAUCCUAGACGGAGUUGAUGCUCUAGUACUCUCUGCAGAGACUGCAGUAGGUCAAUACCCAACAGAGACAGUUGCAUGCUUAGCCAGUUCUUGUAAAGAGGCUGAAGCGUGUGUUUGGACAAAGCAAAUAUUUCAUGAUCUCAUUGAUAAGACCUCCUUGCCUUGUGAUCAAGCUACAGGUUCUGCAUUAGCUGCUGUCUUAGCAGCACAAAGAACAAUAGCUGCAGCCAUAAUAGUGAUCACUACCACUGGCAAGUCAGCUCAGAUAGUUGCUAAAUACAGACCUAGAUGUCCAAUUAUAGCUGUAACUAGAUAUGCACCCAUUGCUCGUCAAUUACACAUGUGGAGAGGAAUCAUACCUCUUAUUUACGAAGAUUCACCCGACACAGAUUGGUCAAUUGACCUAGAAAAGCGGUACACCUUUUGCAUGAAAUGGGCCAUGGAACAAGGCUUCAUCAGGAUCGGGGAUCCAAUCAUAUUAGUAUCUGGUUGGAAACAAGGAUCAGGUUACACGAAUACAAUGAGAAUUAUAUAUGCGACAGCAGAUAUCAUUGUUCUAUGAUUGUAACUUAUAACUCAUUUAUUAAUGAUAAUCAUCGCUACAUAUAAUUCUAUUGUUCAUUUGUAAUCACAGCUAUUUAAAAUUUUUCUUCGUAAUGUUAUUAAAGUAAUAUAUGUUGGUUUUCCUUUUUA